CUUUUCUGGUGUUUGGAGACUCACGUAUUGUUCUGCAGUUAACGAGCCGCGGGUGCUGCCGUGAGCCCCGCCUCCCUCCCAUAGUAGCCUACUCACAGGCGCUCAGACUGACAGUUGCCUGUGUGUUGAUUAGAUAGAUACACACUCCUACCACAAGGUGUCGCCACAUAGUUGUGACCUAUGUUUAAAUCCACAUGUACGGUAAGGGACCCGAACAAGACCUCUUGAUUAAACUUGGCUAACACUUUAGCAUGGAGCACGAGUCAGUUCAUUAAUAGACCAACAAACAAAACAUGGUACCAGGAGUAAAUUAUGAAGUAAAAUAAAAACACAUUAAGUGAGGAGUUGUGACAAGCGACAUGGAUUCAUUAAAGCCACCGGAGACGCUAAAACUUUCGGGAAAUGUCGACAGCAACUGGCGGACCUUCAAGCAGCAGUUCCAGCUUUACAUCACGGCCAUGGGACUGGAAACUAAGCCGGAUGCUAGGAAGACAAACUGGAUAAAGUGCUCGAGAAAUGUGAUGCCCACUGCUCUCCCAGAAAGAACGAAACAUACGAGAGAUAUGUAUUCCGUUCACGUGUGCAGCAGCAUGAGCCUUUUGAUAGCUUUCUGACUGACCUGAAGCUAAAAGCACAGUCAUGCAACUUUGCUACGCUGAGGGACUCCAUGAUACGGGACCAGAUCGUUUUUGGCGUGGAGGAUAAAAAGGUCAGAGAAAGGCUGCUAAGGGAAACGGAGCUGACAUGUGAAGCAGCUAUACAAAUCUGCCAUGCAAGCAGCUAUAAAAAUCUGCCAUGCAAGCGAGCUGUCCCAAAUGCACGUCAGGACUUUCAGCGAGAUGGCGGGCGCGGCUAAGCUGAGUGAUGGCGCAGCAGUUGGUGCGGUCUCCAGCCAAGGCAAAUGGCCUUGGCUGGAGACCGCACCUACACAGCGGUCGGAAGAAGGAACAUUCAGCUGUAAGCGCUGCGGCUCGAAGCACAAACCACGACAGUGUCCGGCAUUUGGUAAGCAAUGCUCUAAUUGCCAGGACCAGAACCAUUUUGCUAAGCAGUGCUUCUCAAAAGGAAAUGAGAGGAAGAAAGAAAAGUCUGUAAACAUAGUGGAAGACGAUGAUUUAAGUGAGACAUUUUUUGUUGGCAUGGUGAACUGUGAAACUGAGCAAAAAGAGGUUAAUGCAAUCAGAGAAGACAAAUGGAUAGCUCCACUGAUGAUUAACGGGACAAUAAUAACUAUGAAACUGGAUACUGGUGCAAAAGCAAACCUGAUGAGCCUGUCUGACAUCAAGGCAAUGAAAGAUAAGCCACAAAUUAAAAAAAGAACACAGGCACUAAAAGAUUAUAAUGGAAAGAAAAUCAACAGUUUGGGUGUGUGCAUAUUAAAGGUAACCUCAAAAGGUAAAGUGCACCACCUACUUUUCUCUGUUGUCGCUGAUGGACUUGAUUCACUGCUGAGUGAUAAAGCAUGUGAAGAUUUGGAACUUGUCAAGAGAGUGUAUUGCAUCAACACAACUGUGAGUACACCAAAUGACUCAAUUGAUUGUAUAGUACAGAGUUAUGCAGAUGUGUUUAAGGGUUUUGGUGUGUUGCCCUUCACAUACAAAAUCCAGCUCAAAGAAAAUGCACAGCCAGUUGUGCAUGCUGCAAGAAGAGUUCCAGCGCCACUCAGAGAUCGCUUAAAGAAAGAGCUUGACAGAAUGACAAUGCUCGGAGUGAUACAAAAAGUUGAGGAGCCAACAGACUGGGUUAACUCGAUGGUCUGUUUAAAGAAGAAAAGUGGUGAUUUAAGAGUGUGUAUGGACCCAAAAGAUCUUAAUGAAAACAUCAAGCGUGAACAUUAUCAGAUACCCAAGCGUGAGGAAAUCACAAGUGAAAUGGCAGGUGCCAGCUUCUUCACAAAGCUUGAUGCGUCUCAAGGCUUUUGGCAGCUGAAACUGGAUGAAAGCAGCACCAAAUAUUGCACCUUUAAUACACCAUUCGGCAGAUAUUGCUUCCUCAGACUGCCCUUUGGGAUCAUCUCAGCAUCCGAAAUAUUUCACAGAGCAAUGGAGCACAUCAUUGAGGGGCUGGACGGUGUUAGAGCAUAUGUUGAUGACAUCAUUGUGUGGGGCUCUACACUACAAGAACACAAUGAGAGGCUGAAAAAGGUGCUGGAGCGCAUACACAAAUUAUCCGUGCAUCGGCCUGAGAUCAGACUUCCCGGCUAUGACUACUUGCGGAACCACUAA
This is a messenger RNA of Gymnodraco acuticeps, 2225 nucleotides long. RefSeq lists its product as uncharacterized. Lineage: Eukaryota; Metazoa; Chordata; Actinopteri; Perciformes; Bathydraconidae. The coding region runs from base 771 to 2225 and encodes 484 amino acids. The transcript is spliced from 3 exons. The record is from RefSeq and is a predicted model, not a curated record.